Messenger RNA from Cinara cedri, 634 nucleotides. The record is from the annotation of a GenBank genome assembly. Lineage: Eukaryota; Metazoa; Arthropoda; Insecta; Hemiptera; Aphididae.
ACGUUUUCAUUCGACGCAGUUCAGUCGGCCAAGCAAGUUGUCUCUCAUAACCAAACGGCUUCAACAUGACAGGACGCGGUAAAGGAGGAAAGGGUCUCGGAAAAGGAGGAGCGAAGCGUCAUCGUAAAGUGCUCCGGGACAACAUCCAAGGAAUCACGAAACCGGCCAUUCGUCGUUUAGCCCGUCGUGGUGGAGUGAAACGUAUCUCUGGUCUGAUCUACGAGGAGACCCGCGGCGUGUUGAAGGUGUUUUUAGAAAACGUAAUUCGUGAUGCCGUCACCUACACCGAACACGCCAAGAGAAAGACCGUGACCGCAAUGGACGUCGUGUACGCUUUGAAACGACAAGGACGAACCCUGUACGGUUUCGGAGGAUAAUUUGUCUUUGCCGCAUGAUAUAAUAAUUUAACGAACUACCAUUAAAAAGGCCCUUUUCAGGGCCACCAAAUCCCCUAUAUUAUUAUUAAAUAUAAUAGAGAGAUGUAUUAGCUUGCGCGGUGACAUUUAGACUGGUAAAUAUCAACUGGUCGUUCUUCGUACGGCGUUCUUAUGAAUACACAAUUUGUUUGCAGUGAAUUUUAGAUCGAUCGGUUGUUGUUGCUCAUUGACUUUAAACAUAGUCAAGUCCUAUUAAA